This is a messenger RNA of Rattus norvegicus (Norway rat), 587 nucleotides long. It is a transcript of the gene Hint2, whose product is annotated as histidine triad nucleotide binding protein 2. The coding region runs from base 1 to 492 and encodes 163 amino acids. Gene Ontology annotation, cellular component: mitochondrial matrix; mitochondrion; cytoplasm. The record is from RefSeq and is marked validated. Gene Ontology annotation, molecular function: catalytic activity; adenosine 5'-monophosphoramidase activity. NCBI's taxonomy places the organism in Eukaryota, Metazoa, Chordata, Mammalia, Rodentia, Muridae. The transcript is spliced from 5 exons.
AUGGCUGCUGCUGUGCUGCUGGCCGUGGGUAUGCGCGCCGCGCACAGAACCCUAGCGGCCGCGGGGUCCCGGGGGGCGCAGGUCCGAGGAAAUGCAGGUAUGUCUGACGGGAGUGAAGUGGCCAAGGCCCAGAAAGCAGUUCCUGGAGGAGCGGCGCCAACCAUCUUCUCCCGGAUUUUGGACCGGAGCCUCCCAGCUGACAUUCUAUAUGAAGAUCAGCAGUGCCUAGUGUUCCGAGAUGUAGCCCCUCAGGCUCCUGUGCACUUCCUGGUCAUUCCUAGAAAGCCCAUUCCUCGAAUUAGCCAGGCUGAAGAAGACGACCAACAGCUUCUAGGACACUUACUCCUCGUGGCCAAGAAGAUAGCACAGGCGGAGGGUCUGAAAGAUGGGUAUCGACUUGUGGUUAACGAUGGGAAGAUGGGCGCACAAUCUGUGUACCACCUGCACAUUCACGUACUCGGAGGCCGGCAACUGCAGUGGCCACCUGGUUAAACCUGCCAGCUGCCCUGGGACCGCGGGCCUGGAUGCUUGGAUGGAGAACCGGAAAAGGGAUCCUGUGAUGUUAAUAAACGUAUUUCCCCCUCCGA